AUGCAGGGGCCACGCAAGCAGAGCCUUUACGAUGUUCUGAAGAUCGCCCGUGAUUCCAGCUUGGAUGAGAUCAAAGCAGCUUUCAAGCGCACGGCCCUGCAGGUUCACCCUGACAAGGGAGGGAGCAAGGAAGCGUUUCAGCAGGUGUACCAAGCGUUCCACGUGCUGACCAAUGCAGAGUCGCGUACGAAGUACGACCGCAAAAUCUCUGUCUCACCGGGCGAAGUGGGGAAAGAGCAGCGAGCGCGUCGCAGCACGCAGAAGGACCAGUCAACCUCCCCAAAAGCCACAAGCCCCGAGAAGUCGACUGAUCCGAAGCCAGCGAAGUGUCCAGAUGAAGCGUUGUUGAAGCAAAUCAGGGCGUGCCUGCAGAAACUCUCGCGUGAAGAUCGCUUCAAAGUGAUCUCGGAGGAGUUUUCACAGCGGCAGCGGCUACUCUUUGAAAAGUGGAUGGAGCUGCCAGAGGUCCAGCAAACCCAAGCAGCCGGCAGACCUCAAAAGCGUAGAAAGGUGCCUGUCGCUGUGAGCGAAGAGGUGAUUCGCAGCCCUGAAGAAAGGCCGCUGGCGCUGGGUGACCAGUGCCAGGCGAAGGGCCGGGGUCGGGCAAAGGUGCGUGGCAUCGGCAGCAGACACAAAGGAAACAAGAUUUUCUACUUCGCAGCUUUGGGUUUCAACAACUUCAUGAUUCGGACCAGGAACAGCGAUCUGCCAACGGCCUUGGAAUAUCUGGUGCUCCUCACAGCCUGGACUCAACGCUGCAAGGCCUGUGGAGCGCUCAACUCCGAAGAGCUGCAGCAAGCAUUGGAGGCUUCGGCGAAGGAGCACAACGUGCGGGUGGAGGUGAUGGGUUUGAAGUUCUUCGCAGAGAUGAGCCAGAACUUUUGGUUUGGACAGGGGAACAAAGUCACGUCCCCGGUGGUCCGGAGCCUGCCCGAAAUUUGUCACAUCAACGACAUCUUCAAUCGAUUUCGCAGUCAUUUCAUCGGUCGCGGACGGCGGCCCGUCUAUCUGGCGAAGCAGAGUCCAGUGCAUCUCCAGGAGUGCUUCGAGAUGUUUCAGGUGUUGUAUGCUGAGAUCUGGUCCAAGGCUGGAAUGAGCAAAGAUCAGAGCCUCGCCAGAGUCAGAAGGCUGUACGAUUCGUCGCAGCCAGAGCGAGACAAACGCAUUCAGUUAUGGGAGCUGAGAAAUAUGCAACGAGCCGAUACCACACAAGGCAUGAACGCUUUCCAGCAGAAAAGGGGCAGCCUUCCGGUUACAGACCUUGCAGACCGUUUGAAGCAAAGGCUGCUGCCCUUGUGGAAGCGAAGACUGGAUGAAAGGCGAAGACGCUGGGAGUGGAAGCGCAAGAAUUACUUGCAGAGGAGGUUGAAGGUGUUGAAGCAGCGGAGAGAGAAAGCCGAAGCCGAAAAAGUUGCGGCAGCGAAGGGUGGGUUGGUGGUGGUUUGUUGCUGGGAAGGGGGGCUCGGCCACAGCUUGCCCGAGAGCGCCUGGGUUCACGUCUUGGUCUGGUGUGGCCUUGAAGCCUUUCCAGGCGACUGCCGAGGUUGUGCGGAACCAGACGAACCCAUGGCUGCGAUGCAACUGCGAUUGCCUCGAGGAUGUGUUUGCGCCAGUUUGCAGCGUGUUGCUCGAGGCUCAUUGCUUCAACAGGCAUUGACGUCGCACGGCACGGUGCGAAUGCUGCUGGCCUUUGAACCCACGCGAUGA
Molecule: messenger RNA, 1707 nt
Organism: Cladocopium goreaui
Lineage: Eukaryota; Dinophyceae; Suessiales; Symbiodiniaceae
Source: the annotation of a GenBank genome assembly